Messenger RNA from Gracilinanus agilis (Agile Gracile Mouse Opossum), 5276 nucleotides. It is a transcript of the gene ABCA5, whose product is annotated as ATP binding cassette subfamily A member 5. Gene Ontology annotation, biological process: lipid transport; transmembrane transport. Gene Ontology annotation, cellular component: membrane; intracellular membrane-bounded organelle. Gene Ontology annotation, molecular function: ABC-type transporter activity; ATP hydrolysis activity; lipid carrier activity. The transcript is spliced from 39 exons. The coding region runs from base 342 to 5276 and encodes 1644 amino acids. NCBI's taxonomy places the organism in Eukaryota, Metazoa, Chordata, Mammalia, Didelphimorphia, Didelphidae. The record is from RefSeq and is a predicted model, not a curated record.
GCGAAGGAGCAGGUGGGUAGCCCCCACCAUAGCAGUUGCUCUUCACUCAGCAGGAGCAGCAACGCUAGUCUUAGCAGCUACCGCUAACGCCACCGCCACCGCUGCUCCCACCACCUCCGAGCCUAGCGUUCCUCUUCUCCGUUUCCUCCUCCACAGGAAAAGAAAAAAAAAAAAAAAAGAGGGAGGUCUGUCGCACUUCUUCCUAGUCCGGCAGUCCCUAGUCCCAUAGCAACGCUCGAGGGCCCGAAGUGAAGAGGUGGAGAGAAGAGCCGGAGCUGGAGCGGGGGACCCCGCUACCGUCUGUCCGACCCACGGACCAAGGCCGUCGGGUUGAUCCAGACAUGGCUACAACAAUUAGGGAAGUGGGAGUGUGGAGACAAACUCGAACUCUUUUACUCAAGAAUUAUCUAAUUAAAUGUAGGACUAAAAAAAGUAGUGUUCAGGAAAUUAUUUUUCCACUAUUUUUUUUAUUUUGGUUAAUAUUAAUAAGCAUGUUGCAUCCAAAUAAGAAGUAUGCAGAAGUACCUGAUACAGAACUUGAUCCCUUGGAUAAAUCUAUCCUGUCUGACUUCAUUAUUGCAUAUGCUCCAGUGAAUAACAUUACAAGGAACAUCAUGAAUAUAGUGUCUUCUCAUUAUCUUCCUGAUGUCCUAAUUACUGAAAAGUAUGCAGAUGAGAGAGAAUUGCAAGAAUCCAGUCUUUCUAAGCCUACCAAUUUUGUGGGUGUAGUUUUCAAAGACUUCAUGUCCUAUGAACUGCGUUUUUUUCCUGAUAUGAUCCCAGUAUCUUCUAUCUAUAUGAAUUCCAGAGCUGGUUGUUCAAAGUCAUGUGAGGCUACUCUAUACUGGCACUCAGGAUUCAUAGCUUUACAAACUUCCAUUGAUGCAGCAAUUAUACAGUUGAAGACCAAUUAUUCAGCGUGGGAAGAAUUGGAAUCAACUAAAGCAGUUGUCAUGGGAGAAACUGCUGUCAUAGAAAUAGAUAACUUUCCUCGAGGAGUCAUUUUAAUAUACCUAGUUAUAGCUUUUUCACCUUUUGGAUACUUUUUGGCAAUUCAUAUAGUGGCAGAAAAAGAGAAGAAGUUGAAAGAAUUUUUAAAGAUAAUGGGGCUUCAUGAUACUGCCUUUUGGCUUUCUUGGGUUCUACUGUAUACGAGUCUGAUUUUUAUUAUGUCCCUUCUCAUGGCAGUUAUUGCCACAGCGUCUUCAUUAUUUCCUCAGAGCAGCUGUUUUGUGAUAUUUCUUCUUUUUUUCUUAUAUGGAUUAUCUUCAGUUUUCUUUGCCUUAAUGCUUACACCCCUUUUUAAAAAAUCAAAACAUGUGGGAAUAGUGGAAUUUUUAGCUACCGUGGCAUUUGGAUUUGUGGGCCUUUUGAUUGUUCUGCUGGAAGAUUUUCCUAAGUCUUUGGUAUGGCUCUUAAGCCCCUUCUGUCAAUGUACAUUUUUAAUUGGUAUUACACAGGUCAUGUAUCUUGAAGAUUUAGAUGAAGGUGCUUUGUUUUCUAACUUGAUCAAAGGCCCAUAUCCUCUUAUCAUUGCCAUUAUAAUGCUAGCACUCAAUAGUGUAUUUUACAUCCUCUUAGCUGUUUAUCUAGAUCAAGUCAUUCCAGGUGAAUUUGGACUACGACGACCAUCUUUAUAUUUUAUAAAGCCCUCUUAUUGGUCAAAGAGUAAAAGAAAUUAUAAAGAGCUAUCUGAGGGCAAUGUUAAUGGAAAUCCUGGAUUCAGUGAGAUUAUUGAACCUGUUUCUUCAGAAUUUCUAGGAAAGGAGGCUAUCAGAAUCAGUGGUAUUCAGAAAACAUUCAGAAAGAAAAGUGAAACUGUGGAGGCAUUAAGAAAUUUAUCUUUUGACAUAUAUGAGGGUCAAAUUACAGCAUUACUUGGGCAUAGCGGAACAGGAAAAAGUACAUUAAUGAACAUUCUUUGUGGGCUUUGCCCACCUUCAGAUGGACUUGCAUCUAUCUAUGGACAUAGAGUUUCAGAAAUUGAUGAAAUGUUUGAAGCAAGAAAAAUGAUUGGAAUUUGCCCACAAUUAGAUAUAAAUUUUGAUGUAUUGACAGUGGAAGAGAAUUUGUCAAUUUUAGCUUCUAUAAAAGGGAUUCCAGCAAACAGCAUAAUUCAAGAGGUGCAGAAAGUUCUUCUAGAUUUGGAUAUGCAAGCCAUUAAAGAUAACCAAGCAAAAAAGUUAAGUGGAGGUCAGAAACGAAAGUUGUCACUAGGUAUUGCUGUUCUCGGAGAACCCAAGGUAUUACUACUUGAUGAACCAACUGCAGGAAUGGAUCCUUGCUCACGUCAUAUUGUUUGGAAUCUCUUGAAAUACAGAAAAAAUAAUCGUGUAAUAGUACUUAGUACUCAUUUUAUGGAUGAAGCUGAUAUUCUUGCUGAUAGGAAAGCUGUGAUAUCACAAGGAAUGUUGAAAUGUGUUGGUUCUUCUUUGUUUCUCAAAAGCAAAUGGGGAAUUGGCUAUCGACUAAGCAUGUACAUAGACAAGGAUUGCGUCACAGAAUCUCUUUCAUCACUGGUUAAGCAGCAUAUACCUGGAGCUAACUUAUUACAGCAGAAUGACCAACAACUUGUCUAUAGCUUGCCUUUUAAAGACAUGGACAGAUUUUCAGGCUUGUUUUCUGAUCUAGACACCCAUUCUGAUUUGGGGGUUAUUUCUUAUGGAGUUUCCAUGACAACCUUGGAAGAUGUGUUCCUAAAGCUAGAAGUUGAAGCAGAAAUUGAUCAAGCUGAUUAUAGUAUAUUUAGUCAGCAGCAUUCAGAGGAAGAAACAGAUUCAAAAUCUUUUGAUGAAAUGGAGCAAAGCCUACUUAUACUCUCUGAAACCAAAACAUCCACCGUGAGCACUAUGGCUCUUUGGAAGCAACAAGUAUAUAUGAUAACAAAACUUCAUUUCCUUACUUUGAAACGUGAAAGUAAAUCAUUGAGAUCUGUGUUGCUCCUGCUUUUAAUUUUUCUUGCUGUUCAGGUUUUCAUGUUUUUGGUUCAUCAUUACUUUAAGAAUAUUGUUGCUCCCAUCAAACUUACACCAGAUUUAUAUUUUUUGAAGCCUGGAGAGAAAGCUCAUAAAUAUAAAACAGCUCUUCUUCUUCAAAACUCAACUGACACUGAUAUUGAUGACCUCCUUAGCUUCUUCAGGAGUCAGAACAUCUUGGUGAAUUUGUUAAAUGUCAGCGACUAUGUAUCUGUUGCUCCUCAUAGUGCAGCUUUAAAUGUAAUGCAUUCGGGAAAGGACUAUGUGUUUACAACUGUUUUCAAUAGCACUAUGAUUUAUUCUCUACCAGUACUGAUGAAUGUUAUUAGCAAUUCUAUUCUUUAUCAUUUAAAUGCAACAGAAAAUAUCCAGAUCUGGAGCACUCCAUUUUUUCAAGAAAUUACUGACAUAGUUUUUAGAAUUGAGCUGUAUUUUCAAGCAGCUUUGCUUGGAAUCAUUGUGACUGCAAUGCCACCCUACUUUGCCAUGGAAAAUGCAGAAAAUCACAAGAUCAAAGCUUAUACCCAGCUGAAGAUCUCGGGUCUUUUUCCAUCUGCCUAUUGGAUUGGACAAGCUAUAAUUGAUAUUCCCUUGUUUUUUGUUGUUCUCAUUUUGAUGCUGGGAAGCUUAUUUGCAUUUCACUAUGGGAUUUAUUUUUAUGCUCUAAAGUUCCUUUCUGUGGUCUUUUGCCUUAUUGGUUAUGUACCAUCUGCUAUUCUUUUUACCUAUGUUGCAUCUUUCACCUUCAGAAAAGUUUUAAAUACUAAAGAGUUUUGGUCAUUUAUCUAUUCAGUGACAGCCUUGGUUUCCAUUGCAGUCACUGAAAUAACUUUCUUUAUGAGAUACCACACAGUGACAGCUGUCCUUCAUUAUACGCUCUGCAUAAUCAAUCCAAUCUACCCACUCUUAGGAUGCCUGAUCAGUUUUAUAAAGAUUUCAUGGAAGAAUGUUAAAAAAAAUGAAAGCACUUAUAAUCCAUGGGAUAGGCUUCUAAUAGCUGUUUUAUCGCCUUAUUUGCAGUGUGUGCUAUGGAUUUUCUUGUUGCAAUAUUUUGAGAAGAAAUAUGGAGGCAGAACAAUAAGAAAAGACCCGUUUUUCAGAACCUUUUCAACUAAAGUCAAAAAUAAAAAGUUUCUGGAAGUGCCAAGCAGUGAAGAUGAAGAUGAUGACGUUAAAGCUGAAAGACUAAAAGUUAAAGAGAUGAUGACUUGCCAAAGCUGUGAAGAGAAGCCAGCUAUUAUGGUUUGCAGUUUGCAUAAAGAAUAUGAUGAGAAGAAAGAUUUUCUCCUUACAAGAAAAAGAAAGAAAGUGGCAACUAAACAUGUGUGUUUGUGUGUGAAGAAAGGAGAGAUACUAGGAUUAUUGGGACCAAAUGGUGCAGGGAAAAGCACACUUAUUAAUAUGCUCGUUGGUGACGUUGAACCAACUUCUGGUCAGGUACUUCUAGGAGAUUAUUCCUCAGAACCGAGUGCCAAAGAUGACGAUUCCAUUAAGUAUAUAGGCUAUUGUCCUCAAACAAAUCCACUUUGGCCAGAUAUUACAUUGCAGGAGCACUUUGAAAUAUACGGGGCUAUAAAAGGAAUGCAUAAAAGUGACGUAAAAGAAGUCAUAAAAAGAAUCACAAGUGCACUUGAUUUAAGAGAACAUCUCCAGAAAACUACAAAGAAAUUACCAGCUGGGAUAAAGCGAAAGUUGUGUUUUGCCCUGAGCAUGCUUGGAACUCCCCAGAUUACAUUGUUAGAUGAACCAUCUACAGGUAUGGAUCCUAAAGCCAAGCAGCAUAUGUGGAGAGCAAUCCGAGCUGCAUUUAAAAACAAAAGGAGAGCAGCCAUCUUGACUACACAUUAUAUGGAAGAAGCAGAAGCUGUUUGUGAUCGAGUAGCUAUUUUGGUAUCUGGACAGUUAAGAUGUAUUGGCACUGUUCAGCACCUGAAGAGUAAAUUUGGCAGUGGCUACUUUUUGGAAAUUAAAUUGAAGGACUGGAUGGAAAAUCUGCAUGUGGAACAGCUUCAAAGACAAAUUCACUAUAUUUUCCCAAAUGCAAUUCGCCAGGAAAGUUUUUCUUCUAUUAUGGCUUAUAAAAUUCCUAAAGAAGAUGUAAGAUCUCUUGCACAGUCUUUUUCUGCUCUGGAAGAAGCUAAACAUACUUUUCAUAUUGAGGAAUACAGCUUUUCUCAAGCAACAUUGGAACAGGUUUUUGUAGAACUCACUAAAGAACAGGAGGAAGAAGAUAACAGUUGUGGAACUUUAAACAGCACACUUUGGUGGGAAAGAACCCAGGAAGACAGAGUUGUAUUUUGA